Nomia melanderi (Alkali bee) is the source of this 2035-nucleotide messenger RNA. RefSeq names its product mitochondrial ribosomal protein L38 (gene mRpL38). The record is from RefSeq and is a predicted model, not a curated record. Gene Ontology annotation, cellular component: mitochondrial large ribosomal subunit. Lineage: Eukaryota; Metazoa; Arthropoda; Insecta; Hymenoptera; Halictidae.
UAUGAAAUAGAUGCCAAUACGAGUCGCUGUCGUCUGAUGGCAGCACAACAUUUUUUAUCUUUUACGGGACAAACAUUUCUAAAAUCGUACACACAAAUCUCUCCAUUUUCAUACAAAUACAGUUUUAUUAGUACAAGUUUUAAAAGUACAGAUUCAUGGAUAAAGAGCAAUAUCAUAAAUACAAUCUAAUAAAAAAAUGCAAUUUUCCUUGCAUUUUCAAGCGAUGAUUAACACGUUUCACUAAACACCAUAGAAAUUGUUACUACUGUUGUUGUGUCGUUGCUGUUGCAACUUACUAUUAUUAUUAUUAUUACUUCUUCCGAUCUCAUUAUUAGGGUCCAAGCAUCUGCAAGUCGAUAUGAAAAACGGUCUGCAAUGUUAAUAGAUAUUACCUUUGAGUAGUAAAAUCUAAUGCUGUCACCAAUUUGUUAUAUAGCUUGAACUGUAAAAGUGAUAAGAAUGUCUGCAUUUUCCUGUAAAUCAUUUGUCAUACAUUUCGGUAAAUCAUUAUCCAUUUAGUAAACAGUGUUUACCUUACGGUUUCAUCGCUUAUAGUUCGGACGAUACACGUUCUAUGAUCGGUACUCGUUGGGCGAUCAUCAUUUAUAUAGAGUAAUAAACACUUUUUCAUUUGAAUAAAAAAUCUAUUGCGUAUUUUCAGAUUGUUUGCAUUAGAGACGCAAACGAUCGAUUGUACGAUUUCUUGUUGGUAAACGCAUCAAUGAUCAAACGUGUGUAUUUUAUAAGAUUCGUUUGAAAUUAUCUUGUCAUGGCUACCAGAUUAUUUCGAAUUUUUACAAACGAUUUUUCUCCAACAUCCCCGAAAAUUCGUAUUGAACAAGUUCGACAUGGACAUCAUAUACGAGGAAAACCACCUACGAUUGCUCGCACGUUAAAACAGCGACUCGAAUCUCUUAAGAAAACAGACCCAUUGAUAUCACGCAAGGUGGACAUUGGUUUCGCUGUACCAAAAUUAUCGAAAAAACUCCAACAAAGUUGGAUGGCUGAACACAGGGUCAUAAGGGCAAAUCCUGAAAUGGAGAAACAGGCACGGUAUAAAUUACUAUCCGUCGAUUUAAAUCAAGUAAAGGAUAUAUGGACAAAAACAGUGAGACCUUUACAUUUACAUAAAAUUGCUGAACACUACGGAGUCUUCCAACAUUUAUUCGGAUACGCAUACUUCAAACCUGUUGUACCGUUAGAAGUAGAUUAUAGAAUCGAGGAUGAUACAUUUGUCAGAGUUUUUACAGGGAAUGUUAUAAAACCUAACGAGGCACGACAACACCCAAUUGUUAAUUAUGAAACAAAAACAGAUACUUUAUGGACUUUAAUAAUGAGUACUCCCGAUGGUAACUUGCAAAAUUCAAAUAACGAGUACUGUCAUUGGUUUCUGGGAAACAUUCCUGGAAACAAAGUGGAACACGGUGAACAAAUAGUGGAUUAUUUAAAACCAAUUCCAUCCAGAGGAAUUGGUUAUUACCGAUACAUAUUUGUGCUGUACAAGCAAAACCAACCUUUGGACUAUACAAAAUAUAAAAAAACUCAACCAUGUCUAGAUUUGAAAGAACGCGAUUGGAAUACUCUAGAAUUUUAUCGGGAACAUCAAGAGAAUCUUACACCCGCGGGGUUAGCGUUUUUUCAAAGCGAUUGGGAUCCUACGGUAACAGAAUUUUAUCAUUCGUCGUUAGACGCAGAGGAACCGAUAUUUCAGUACAACUUUCCAAAACCAUACGUGAGAUCACAGGAAUGGUUUCCAUUGAAACAGCCAUUUAAUCUUUAUUUGGAUUAUUACAGAGAUCCGAAAGAGACAAUGAAAUAUUUUCUAUUGAGAAAAUUGAAGAAUGUUCAUCCUUUCAGAGAACCAAAGCCACCUUUAAAGUAUCCCAAUGCUUGCCCUAUCGAUGAUAGCGUACCUUCAUGGUUGAAAACGCAAAUAAAAAGAGAACGUCUCGGAUUCGGACGAAUCAACGAUAUGAAAUAACAUAUUUGCUAAUAGGCCUAUGUAAAUAAACUGUGAGUGCAUACCAUAUAGAAA